Molecule: messenger RNA, 1442 nt
Organism: Ornithodoros turicata
Lineage: Eukaryota; Metazoa; Arthropoda; Arachnida; Ixodida; Argasidae
Exons: 8
Coding region: 105-1343 (412 amino acids)
Source: RefSeq, a predicted model, not a curated record
AAAGACGGGAGGGGACGGUACAACAGCACGCGCCACGCGCUCGGCACACCAGGCUACGUUCACGUUUUUUCGAGGCAAAACGCCGUGCAAAGCCAUUUGGACUCAUGAGUAAGAACGCUAAGCAAGUUACAGGGCAAGUUACAGGGCGGCGCAAAAUGCGAUCCAAUUUUCGGGGAACUUUUCUGUCGCGGGCCUUGCACGACAGAUUCGUGGAGUACCUCAAGGCUGGAAGGAGGAAAGUACCACCAGUUACAGCUCUCAACGAUCUUCUGCCCACGUUCGCUGUUGGUGCUAAAUGCGACCGCAGGGCUGUCCAGGGUAAAUUCAAAAGUUGGGCAAGACGCAUGUGGCUCUCAGGUGGCGACACACUGAUGCUCGGCUCGAAGGUGAUCGUGUCUCGAGAGAAGUUUGUGGCUAUCGCCUGGUCUUUACAUAGUGCCAAUCCGGCGCAGCACCUCUGCGCCCACGAGGUAGCGCUGAAAGUACAGAGCUUAUACACAUGGGGCCAGAAAAACUUCGGUAUGAGUUGGGAGAUAGUUUGUCUUGCGUGUGAGCUCUGCACCAGACCAGAAUGUCAGAACGUAACGCCAGCCUCUGCCGCCAGACACGGUGAUGGCUCACGAUGUAAAGGGGAAAACGAAGGAUCGACCAGCGAUCUGACCAAAUGUCCUCCCCGCUGGCUGACAAAGUCAAUGAAGGUCUUGAAGACAUCCAUAUCAUCUGUAGGUCAUCCGGACUCAGAGGGAAGAUCUUCGACAAAGGACAUUCACAAAAACGAAACCGAUGAAAGCAGUGGCCAAGAUUCUGGAAUUUGCAGUUUAGCAGUUGUGACAAGCCCGUCUCAGAAGCAGGCCAAGACUGAGGGCGAUGCAGGAAGCUGUACAAACCCUUUUGCUGAAAGCGAAUCAUCGAGGAGCACUCUGUCACCUUUCCUAAUUGCUCACAUGGCCAAUCCCGAAGCAUCGCAGCAGCUGACUCAAAUUUUGAUAGAAUUUGGCAAGUACACGGACGUCUACGAUGAAUUUACUGCGGAGCAGAGCUACACAGAAAACGCAGCGCCUUGUUUGGUUAACAAUCAAAUCCAACCAGGCCAGUCAGAUGAUGCUUCCAGCCAAGAAAUCUUCAGUGGAGGGAGCUCUGGUUUUCUAAAAUUGCUGCAGGACAUCGAUGAGCUUCGGAUGUUCUUCCCGCUGAGAGGAAAUCCUUCGCACGGCAGAUGCGAGUACCUGUGUUCACGUAUAGAGUGCCUGUUGAAUGAAGUUUCCAGACUGCGAACACAAGUCAAGGGUUUCGAACAGGACGACAGAAACGGAAGCACCUCUUCUAAACAACCGCAACCAUAGUAAAGAUAAUAAAAAUAAAAUUUGUAAAGGGUUGUGCGGACAGUAAAAAAAAAAAAAAAGAAAAAAAAAGAAAAAAAUAAAGAUUGUGGUUACGUUUCA